AUGCUCAAAUGCCAGGACCUUAUCUGUGAGGUGGGUCGGGUGUGUGCAUUUCCUGUUUCAUAUAUAAGACGUCCACAGAUUGAGCUGAACACAACUCCAACAGCAACAACAGGCAAGAUGACCAGUCUUUCUGCAAAGGACAAGAACACAGUCAAAGCCUUCUGGGCUAAAGUGGCUGGCAAGGAGGAACAAAUCGGCUGUGAUGCUGUCUCCAGGAUGCUGACAGUGUACCCUCAGACCAAGACUUACUUCUCCCACUGGAAGGACCUGAGCCCCGGCUCUGCCCCAGUGAAGAAGCACGGAGCAACCGUGAUGGCUGCAGUUACUGAUGCUGUCAGCAAAAUUGACGAUCUGACCGGAGCUCUUCUGAGCCUCAGUGAGCUGCACGCCUUCACUCUGAGAGUGGACCCUGCUAACUUCAAGGUUCUGUCUCACAACCUCCUCGUGGUCCUGUCCACCAUGUUCCCCCAGGACUUCACCCCUGAGGUCCAUGUGGCUAUGGACAAGUUCCUGGCUGCUGUGGCUCUCGCCCUGUCUGAGAAAUACAGAUAAACUGCAUUAUGUGCUCGAGUACUCACUGACAGUCUGACUUGUAAUAAAAGAUCCAAUGCAAUUAAACUCUCAUGGUCGUUUGUGGUGAUCAUUUUUAAACAGUUGGAUUAUUAUUGUAGCUUUUACCAGGAAUGUUUUUUUUCUCUUUAUGGGCUAAUUAAAGAAGAAUAGCGAUUAAUUUACUGAAAGCUUAUAUACACAACUUAAAAACAGAGCAUGUGACGGUCCUCUGGAGCUAGUAGUACUGCCUUCUCAGGGAGGCUUGAGCUACAAAGACUCUCCCGGAAGCUGCACGGACCUCAGCAGUGAAGUAUUGACCCAAACGAGCAGCAACUACAAUGACCAGGCAGUCCCCCAGAACCAGCUAUUCCUGUUUUUUCGUCAUUAUUCCGAAUUGCUUUCUUCUUCUUCUUCUUCUUCUUCUUCUUCUUCUUCUUCUUCUUCUUCCUAGUAUUAUUAUUGUUAUUAUUAUUAUUAGCUUGGGUGGAUGAAUGGAUGGAUUUUCGACGGGGGGAAAAAAUGAAUUAUUUUAACCAAAUACCAUGACAGCUUACAUAGUGUGUGACCUCGGUUGGCGUCUCACUCCGCCCCUGCUGGAGAUUUUGAGUUCAUGCGAAACACUUGUUACACCCGGUUGGCGUUUUGUGCUUCAACUAAUUUUGAAAAAUAUAUGAAUGCAUAAAAAUAAUAAAAGAUAAAAUUGACACAGACCUGUCACUAUAGCUG
Pelmatolapia mariae (spotted tilapia) is the source of this 1278-nucleotide messenger RNA. RefSeq names its product hemoglobin embryonic subunit alpha-like. Gene Ontology annotation, cellular component: blood microparticle; haptoglobin-hemoglobin complex; hemoglobin complex. The coding region runs from base 1 to 552 and encodes 183 amino acids. Lineage: Eukaryota; Metazoa; Chordata; Actinopteri; Cichliformes; Cichlidae. The record is from RefSeq and is a predicted model, not a curated record. Gene Ontology annotation, biological process: oxygen transport; hydrogen peroxide catabolic process. Gene Ontology annotation, molecular function: haptoglobin binding; organic acid binding; peroxidase activity. The transcript has 3 exons.